GGAAAAGAUAGACUCGUCUGGCAAACGUAACUAAAAAGAGAAUUAGCUAUAUGCCGUGAAAUGCAAACCUAGCAGUCUCUUGACAUCACCACAGCCGCGCUGUAUAGACACUUCGUUUAGGUUACGAUAAUGGUCAGUCGGGUUUACUGUAACUUUGUUUGAACACACAGGGAGUGGCCCUCUGGAACGCAUGGGAAAUAAUUAUACGCAUGGGAAAUAAUUAUGCUUUAAAGGUACACGGGAGACAGGCUAGACUAGAGGCGACACAUAUUUAGACAGAGGUAUCCGUAGGCAAUAGACGAUUCUUCUCAUCUUCACCGCUUCUCACAGUUUCCAUCAUGGCGUAUGCUGCCUAUUGGACCAGCCUUCAGAGAACUGGUCCUAGUACCACACUUGGAGAGAAGCAGGUGGAUGGCCGGUCUUAUAAUACUCGAGCUGCUGCAGCCUCUAAGGCUCAGCCUGAUUAUGACUGCUGUCAAUGCUUUAAGAACGCACCCAAAGGUUACCAAGAGUUACCGAGUGAGUCGGUCCCACCCGAGUUGUUCCACCCCAGUUCGCAGCCCAGACAAUAUUCAUCCACUUCAGUGGCCCAGGUUGCCGUGAAUCCAGCACAAUUUGAGAGUGCAUCUGCCGCCUCGACCAUGGCUACGAAGCCAAGGGCGGAGUCCGUGACAAUGGGUGGAGCCACAGGAAGUGGUGUCGCAGCGGGAGGAAGUCCUACUACAGCCGGGACAACACAGAGAGGAGCUGCCAAAGUGAUGAUGCCAGAGACGACACUUGUCUCUCCAAACACUGCUGGAGCAGGUGCUACUAUUAUUGACAUACCAACACCUGGGACCAGAAGCAGUCCUAAAGACACCCCAAAGACUGCGCCCAUGCACCCUGCCAAAGCUACACCUCCUACCCCUGGAGGAGGAAAUAUUGUCGGAGUGGCGGCGACACCGUGGAAAGCUGAAGUACCGAAGCUCCAAGAGUCUCCGAAACAGACAGCUAAGAGUGUGCCCACCACAUCUAGCAAAGCUGACAUGGCUAAAAAGGAUCCUGCUAAGUUGCCCCAGGCUGUUUCUGCAGGCGGUGCCGCGGCUGGAGGCCCCUCUCAGAAGGGUCCAGUGACCAAGGUACAGGUGGAAGUAGGUCCCCCAGCAGCCAAGACAGCCAAAGAGGAGCUUGAUGCGGACCCCUUUGAUGCCCUGGCUAAUUUCUUGCCCUCGUCAGAGCCUCUCGCCCCUGCAGCCCCCAUAUACACCGGGCCAGAGGUUAUAGAGCAUGGCUUGACCCAUCAGGAGGGAGUGAUAUGUGGGGGGAACAACUGCCCACUGCCCCCAGGAUACCGAGUUGAGGACAUGGCCCCAGUUGCAGAUGUCAAGCCAAAGGAUGUCCCGAAACCCAUGAGCACAGAUGAUGCUCUGGAAUCCCUCUCCUUUGGGUUCACAACCUCUACUGCUCCCAUCCCUCAGAAACAGGAGAAGAAAGUGGAGGACUUGGCUACCAUUGAUGCCUUGUCUGCUGGCUUCUCCAACUUCGCUCCCCCUCCACCCGCUCCUGUCAAGAAAACUGAGUUUAAGUCUCCCGUUGUGACCAAGUCUGCUGCUCCCCCCGCGGACAAGAAAGCUAAGGUGGAAAAGUUGGCUGACUCCCCAAUGGACACCAAGCCUAAGACAGAUGAGGGUAUGUCCCUGGAUGCUCUCAAUGCUCUGGGAGACACUCUGGCUUCUCCAGAACCAGCGCCCAAACCUCCCAAAAUCAGACCUGAGGACAUUGUCACGGAGGGCAAACUGACAUCAGAGGCGGGUGUGUUUGUGGGUGAGAGGGACGACACUAUCCCACCAGAGUACAGGUUCACAAAGGACAAAGUCAUAGACCUGCCUCCUCCCAAGAAAGAGCCUUCCAUGGACGCUGGCGAGGCUCUGGACAUCCUGUCAGGUGACUUCAUGUCUUCUUCUGUGGCUCCAUCUGUCCAGGCUCCUGUCCUGUGCCCCCCAGCUCCUCCCAAACAGGCUGAAAUAGAUGAUUUAGCAGCCCUGGAUGCCUUGGCUGGAGACUUUGUGGCUCCUACUAAGGCCUCCGCUGUCCAGGCCCCCGUGGUGCCUCACUUCGACAACCCCCCACAGAGAGCCGUUUGUACAUUUGACCUUGAAGCCCCCAGCAUGGCUCCUGUUGUACCCGGAGCCACUACUAAACCCGGAGCCACUACUAAACCCGGAGCCACGACUAAAGCCGCAGCACCUACUAAAGCCGCAGCACCUACUAAAGCCGCAGCACCUACUAAAACCACCACUGAUGAGGGUAUGUCCCUGGAUGCUCUCAGUGCUCUGGGAGACACUCUGGCUGCUCCAGAACCAGCGCCCGAACCUCCCAAGAUCAGACCUGAGGACAUUGUCACGGAGGGCAAACUGACAGAGAUGGAAGCUGUGCUUGUGGGUGAGAGGGAUGACACUCUCCCACCAGAGUACAGGUUCACAGAGGGCAAAGACCUGCCUCCUCCCAAGAAAGAGCCGUCCAUGGACUCAGGUGAGGCUCUGGACAUCCUGUCAGGUGACUUCAUGUCUUCCUCUGUGGCUCCAACUGUCCAGGCUCCUGUCCUCUGCCCCCCAGCUCCUCCAACACAGGCCGCAGAUGACUUUGCCUUGGACGCCCUGGCAGGGGAAUUUGUAGCCCCAGCUGUUGCCCCUGCAGUCAAAUCUGCUGCUAACCGCCAGCUGUCUACAGGGACGGUAGAUGCUCUGGAUGCCUUGUCAGACACCUUAAUGAACAUGACUCCUAUCCCAGAGCCCGUUCCCGUCUCAGUCAGGGACAUCGUCAAGGAGAAGAAGAUCAUGGAGGAGAAGCUUAUCAAGAUGGGGGAGAGAGAUGUCAGCCUUCCAGCUGAGUACCGGCCCACAGAGAAAGACCUUAAGGCAAUGGCAGAGGCCAAAGCCCAGGCUGAUGUUAGGCCCAAGCAGCCGUCUAUGGAUGACAGCAGUGCCCUCGACCUCUUGUCUAGAGACUUCUCUUCCUCACCUGGUCCUGCUGCAACCUCAGUAGUUGUGACAACAAAGCAGACACAGCCCAGUCUGGAGAGCAACAGCAAGUCAAGGUCUAAGUCAAAGAAACAACAGGAGGAGAACCCAUCAGCCAAAGACCACCUGCCUGGAAAGAUGAGUUCAGAUGUAGUGCCAGGAUCCAAAAAUAAGGGUGGCAAGAGCUAGACCUCUAGGUUUCUAGCGCACUACAUGUCCCCUGCCACAUGGAGGUGCCACUAGAGGGAGCUGCUGUGAACGAUGAUUCUAUUUUUCUAAAUGGUGGAGAAUGUAUACUGGAUGAAAAACAAACAUGACCACACACACACACACACUUACACACAGACACAUGCUGUGUGCAAUGCCUUUCCUGCUUGGUUUCGCACAUGACAGAAGAUUGUACUUGUUUUGGUUUCUUUCCUUUGAGAUGAGAGCAAAAUAAAGAGUGAGAGGAGAGAGAGAGUUUGUUGUAAUUUAUUCCUCAUGGUUGACAGAGCAUCUGUGCAAUCCUGUGAGAAAAAUUAAAUGGGAUGUGUUGCCCUAGCUAAGUCUGUAUUGCCCCAAUGUUGCAGUGACGUUGCUUCAACAUUGCUACAAUGUUGGGUAAAUGAGCGUGAUCUGGGUAAUGGUGAGCGUGAUCUGGGUUUAGGAACAGUGUAUAGUGGGUAUAUAGAAUUGUGAUGUCUUUGCAAUCUUGCUGUACACAGAAAAGCAAGUUUUCUAUUAUGUGGACAGCCAACAUAAGACACUAGCGUACAGCAUAGUCUGCUUAGUUUGAUGAUAAUACUUAGUUUACAAUAUUGAAAUGUGUAAAAGGAUUUACAGGAAGUGAUCUGCUUGGUACGGAUGCAUCUGAUAGCUCAUGCAAUACUAUAUAUUUACUUUCUUGAUAGAUAUCGCUUUACAGAAGGGUCUAUGUGUGUACUUUGCCUCGUAGAAGCAUGUAUUGGUUUCCGAGAGUGCACUUACAAGUAAACUUGGGUGGUCACUACCUCUGUAAACUGCCUUUGUUUGUAUACUGUAAAACAGUCCCAAGGGCUAUCACUUCUACUCAAAAAGUCAAAAGCUGGUAUGACAGAAUUCUACAUACAGUAUUUCGGUGCAGGUCUCAAACUCAAAACUUGAGAGAUAUUUUGGAAAUGGGAAUUCUAAUUUAAUAAAAAUAUGUGAAAAAGAA
This is a messenger RNA of Salvelinus fontinalis (brook trout), 4176 nucleotides long. RefSeq names its product calpastatin-like. Gene Ontology annotation, molecular function: calcium-dependent cysteine-type endopeptidase inhibitor activity. The coding region runs from base 339 to 3188 and encodes 949 amino acids. Lineage: Eukaryota; Metazoa; Chordata; Actinopteri; Salmoniformes; Salmonidae. Gene Ontology annotation, cellular component: cytoplasm. The transcript has 32 exons. The record is from RefSeq and is a predicted model, not a curated record.